CUCACUGAAAUAAAAAAUCCCAUAUUCAGGCUUCAUUAAUUGGGAGACAUGAGCCCUCCUCUCCAGCAGGUGUCGCUUCAGCUCCGUGUUGCAGACAGAAGAAGAGCAGGCUGGAGUUUCUUUGGGGAAACAGCGCCCCGGUGCCGUCAGACUGCGCAUGUGCGGAGUCAGCGCGUGACCGCGGCGCGUGCCUGAUGCUGAGCAGCUGACCUGUUUCCUGCGGUCGCCUCCCUGUCCUCCUCUGCAGGUGUGCGCAGUUUUAACAUGACCGCAGAGUUUCUGCGCAACAUCUGCGCCUCCACGUGGCGCGCGCCACCUUCCAGCCGCUGAUCGGAACCGGAUCCAUCCGAACAUGGCCGUGCUCGGUCCAGGAUCCGCUUCGCUUCGGUUCGGCUCGGUCCUCCUGAUUGUCCUGAUCCUCUGCGGUUCUUCCUGGACCAGAGAUGUCCUCACAGGACGCAACGACACCAGGCCAGAACCGAACCGGGAGCAUCACGACCAGGACCAGGGUCACGCAGCCAACGCCACGAAACACAAGAAGGCUUUCCCCGUCCUCGAGUUGAACUACGAUUAUGUCCGGAUGCCGUUUGAGAUUUCCCUGUGGAUCCUGCUGGCGCUGCUGAUGAAGCUGGGUUUCCACAUCAUUCCCAGAGUUUCCCACAUCGUUCCAGAGAGCUGCCUGCUGAUCUUCGUCGGUCUGCUUGUUGGCGGCGCCAUCAAAGCGAUCCAAGAGAAGGCGCCGGUCAUGGACACCAAGCUCUUCUUCCUCUACCUGCUGCCGCCCAUCAUCCUCGACGCCGGCUACUUCCUGCCCAUCCGGGCUUUCACCGAGAACAUGGGCACCAUCCUGGUCUUCGCGGUGGUGGGGACCCUGUGGAACGCCUUCUUCAUCGGCAGGAUGAUGUUCGCCGUGUGCCAGAUUGAGGCCGCCGCAGCCGCCCAUGUUAGCCUGCUGUCCUGCCUGCUGUUCGGCUCCAUCAUCUCGGCCGUGGACCCGGUGGCGGUUCUGGCCGUGUUCGAGGAAAUCCACAUCAACGAGCUGCUGCACAUCCUGGUGUUUGGAGAGUCGCUGCUUAACGAUGCGGUCACGGUGGUUUUGUAUCACCUGUUUGAGGAGUUUUCCCACGCAGAAACUGUUACCGUUGGCGACGCCUUCCUCGGCGUGGUCUCUUUCUUCGUGGUUUCGCUCGGCGGCAUCCUGGCAGGUGUCAUCUACGGCGUCCUGGGUGCCUUCACGUCCCGCUUCACCUCGCACUCCCGCGUCAUCGAGCCGCUCUUCGUCUUCCUCUACAGCUACAUGGCGUACCUCUCCGCAGAGGUCUUUCAUCUGUCUGGGAUCAUGUCUUUGAUUGCCUGUGGCGUCGUCAUGCGGCCGUAUGUGGAGGCCAACAUCUCCCACAAGUCCUACACCACCAUCAAAUACUUCCUGAAGAUGUGGAGCAGCGUGAGCGAGACGCUAAUCUUCAUCUUCCUCGGGGUUUCCACAGUGGAAGGCCCUCACAACUGGAACUGGAUCUUUGUGAUCUUCACCCUCAUCUUCGCCCUCCUUUCCAGAGUGUUGGGAGUCGUUGGCCUCACCUUCAUUAUAAAUAAAUUUCGUAUUGUGAAGCUGACCAAAAAGGACCAGUUCAUCGUGGCCUACGGUGGCCUGCGAGGUGCAAUUGCCUUCUCUCUGGGAUACCUCAUACAUGAAGAUGGGGACAGCAAAAACACGAGGGGCAUGUUCCUCACCGCCAUCAUCACAGUUAUCUUCUUCACCGUCUUUGUGCAGGGGAUGACCAUCAGGCCUCUGGUGGAGCUGCUGGCAGUGAAGAAGAAGAAGGAGAGCAAACCGUCAAUAAACGAGGAGAUUCACACUCAGUUCCUGGACCACCUGCUUACAGGAAUCGAAGACGUCUGUGGACAUUACGGACAUCAUCACUGGAAGGACAAGCUGAAUCGCUUCAAUAAGACGUACGUGAAGAAGUGGCUGAUCGCAGGCGAGCGCUCCAGCGAGCCGCAGCUCAUCUCCUUCUACAACAAAAUGGAGAUGAAGCAGGCCAUGAUGCUGGUGGAGAGCGGGAGCGCCGCCAAGCUGCCCUCCGUCAUGGCCGCCGCCGACCAAAACGCGGAGCAGCAGAGAGAACCGAGACCAGAGCGAAUGAUCCCCAAGAUCUCAAAGACCCGCGAAGCCGAGAUCCGCCGGAUCCUUCGGGCCAACCUGCAGAACACGCGGCAGAGGCUGCGCUCCUACAACAGACACGACCUCUUCAUGGACCCGUUUGAGGACAACAUGAGCGAGGUCCGCUUCCGGCGGCAGCGGGUCGAGAUGGAGCGGCGGAUGAGCCACUACCUCACCGUUCCGGCGAAGCGACAGGAAACGCCGUCGGUCCGGAAGGUUUGGUUCGAACCAGAUCAUAAAGUCUACACCUACGAUGAGAACGAGAGUGCCAGGCCGUCCGACAGCGCCGCCCUGCUGGACGAGUCGAAUCGGAGCGCCGACGGCCAAUCAGAGAGGCAGAAACCGACUCGCUGCCUGAGCGACCCCGGUCCCAAUGAGGAUGAGGAAGGAAUCAGCUUCCGCUCGUCAUGAUGAAGGUUUCCUCUCUGGACUGUUUGUGUUUGAUGUGUGAUAUGAGGUGAAACAUUUCAGUGUUUUCAGCACCGAACGGACUCUUCAGGGUAUUAUGAAGCACAAAGGAAAGAUUAUCAAUGAAGCAAGUUGAUCGAUCAGUUUUACAGCUGAAUGAGUCAUCAGUUAAUUUUAUAACGACGAUUAAUAAAAGAGCAAAAAGGAAACACCUGGAGGAAGGAAGGGAGGGAUGGAGGAAGCCAUCUUGGAGGGAUUUACUGCAUAUAAUCCAUAAAUAUCCAAAGAAGAAAUUCCUGACCUGGAUGCAGUUUGGUCGACUCGCAGAUCAGAGAUGAAGCAUCUAGAAUGACCACAGGGGGGCGCUCAUCACUCCAGAUCAUACAGCCGCUGCUCCAACCGACUGUCAGAUGCUUCGGUGACUUCAGAUACUGCUUGUAAAGUUACACUGUCAAAAACUAGUUAGUAAAUAUUUAGUUCGGAGCUAAAUAUUUAACUCCAAGCUAACUAUCUAGCUCCCAACUAAAUAUCUAACUUGCUAACUUGUUUGAAUCUGAUAUUUGUAAAUUAAUGAAUGACAUGGUGAAAAUAAGUCUUUGAAAAAUGAACCCCCAUUUUUUCUGAUAUGGUCAAAUAACUCAGAAUAUUGCUGUUAAUUUUUGACGGUGCAACUUUCCAAACUGCACUGCAAACGUCACUGCCUGACGGUGAGAUUACAUCACUUCCGCCCCCUGGUGGCUGGAUGUGGACCAAACUACGUCCAGCUCCUCCUGGGUAGCAAACUGUUUAUUUCUCUGUAAAUCAGUUGCAUUUUAAAGCUUGAACUAUGUGUAUCUGUCUAUCUUUUCUGCUGGUUUUGUGCAUAAAAGCAGCAUAAAUUAAGUUGACCACGUCACCUCGGACACCAAAGGCUGCUGUGCCGAUUCUUCAGUGAUCAUGUUCGACUAAUUAUGUGUUUUACAGCAAGCUUGUGCCUUAUUCAGUUGCAUUUCAUUUGUCUUAAUAUCAUGGGAUAGACUGAACAAAAACCUCAACAUAUUUUUUCAUGUAAUUAAAAGAUAAAUAUUGUAUAGGUGACCAAACGUCUGAACGACCUUUAAUCACCUCCUGACUCAUCAUGUUGCCUCAGGGACUCAAACAUAGCUUGUCGGAUCCCAGCUGCUGAAGGAAAACUCCGGUUUGGAGAUUCAAACAGGAUGUGAUGUUUCAUCAACUUCCUCCUAACUAAGCUUUAAAGCGUUUAAUGUCUGCCUGCAUCUCCUGUGUUACAAGCUUUUAUAUUUUGUGUUGUAGCCAUCUUGGAGGGAUUUACUGCAUAUAAUCCAUAAAUAUCCAAAGAAGAAAUUCCUGACCUGGAUGCAGUUUGGUCGACUCGCAGAUCAGAGAUGAAGCAUCUAGAAUGACCACAGGGGGGCGCUCAUCACUCCAGAUCAUACAGCCGCUGCUCCAACCGACUGUCAGAUGCUUCGGUGACUUCAGAUACUGCUUGUAAAGUUACACUGUCAAAAACUAGUUAGUAAAUAUUUAGUUCGGAGCUAAAUAUUUAACUCCAAGCUAACUAUCUAGCUCCCAACUAAAUAUCUAACUUGCUAACUUGUUUGAAUCUGAUAUUUGUAAAUUAAUGAAUGACAUGGUGAAAAUAAGUCUUUGAAAAAUGAACCCCCAUUUUUUCUGAUAUGGUCAAAUAACUCAGAAUAUUGCUGUUAAUUUUUGACGGUGCAACUUUCCAAACUGCACUGCAAACGUCACUGCCUGACGGUGAGAUUACAUCACUUCCGCCCCCUGGUGGCUGGAUGUGGACCAAACUACGUCCAGCUCCUCCUGGGUAGCAAACUGUUUAUUUCUCUGUAAAUCAGUUGCAUUUUAAAGCUUGAACUAUGUGUAUCUGUCUAUCUUUUCUGCUGGUUUUGUGCAUAAAAGCAGCAUAAAUUAAGUUGACCACGUCACCUCGGACACCAAAGGCUGCUGUGCCGAUUCUUCAGUGAUCAUGUUCGACUAAUUAUGUGUUUUACAGCAAGCUUGUGCCUUAUUCAGUUGCAUUUCAUUUGUCUUAAUAUCAUGGGAUAGACUGAACAAAAACCUCAACAUAUUUUUUCAUGUAAUUAAAAGAUAAAUAUUGUAUAGGUGACCAAACGUCUGAACGACCUUUAAUCACCUCCUGACUCAUCAUGUUGCCUCAGGGACUCAAACAUAGCUUGUCGGAUCCCAGCUGCUGAAGGAAAACUCCGGUUUGGAGAUUCAAACAGGAUGUGAUGUUUCAUCAACUUCCUCCUAACUAAGCUUUAAAGCGUUUAAUGUCUGCCUGCAUCUCCUGUGUUACAAGCUUUUAUAUUUUGUGUUGUAGACAUCUGUCACAUGAAGAAAAACUAUAAUAAAAUAAGUUUACUGUUAA
Messenger RNA from Xiphophorus maculatus (southern platyfish), 4961 nucleotides. Its product is annotated as Na(+)/H(+) exchanger beta-like. Gene Ontology annotation, molecular function: sodium:proton antiporter activity. Gene Ontology annotation, cellular component: membrane. The record is from RefSeq and is a predicted model, not a curated record. The coding region runs from base 353 to 2572 and encodes 739 amino acids. The transcript is spliced from 12 exons. NCBI's taxonomy places the organism in Eukaryota, Metazoa, Chordata, Actinopteri, Cyprinodontiformes, Poeciliidae. Gene Ontology annotation, biological process: proton transmembrane transport; sodium ion transport; regulation of pH.